Rotaria sp. Silwood2 is the source of this 723-nucleotide messenger RNA. Lineage: Eukaryota; Metazoa; Rotifera; Eurotatoria; Philodinida; Philodinidae. The record is from the annotation of a GenBank genome assembly.
AUGCUUGAAAUACAAAUAUCCGGUGAGAAUUUUUCAUCAUCAUCUAUUGCAUUACCUUCAUCAGAUACGAAUGAAGAUAUUCAUGUUAUAUUAAGUGCAAAUGGUCGUUUAAAAAUCAUUCCAUCUCUAUGGACUUCAAUAUUUACCGAUACUCGUUUACGUCGUCUAUCAUUAAUUGAUCUUCAAUUAUAUGAAAGUGAUGCUCAAAUUUUAGCUAAAUAUUUACGUGAACAAAUUUAUUUAAUUGAAUUAACUUUUAAUUCAGUUCUUCUACAUGUUUAUUCAUUUGAUCAUAUUCUUAAUGAAGGCUUACAAAAAAAUAAAAGUAUACAAAAUUUAACAUUGACUAAUUUAGACAAUAUUGAUGCUGCAACUAUUGCUAGUCUUAUUAAACAUAAUAAUACUAUAGAAUAUUUAUCUCUUACAAAUGAUGAUAUUUCACCAGCUGGAGGAGAACUUAUUGCUGAUGCACUUGGAACCAAUUCUACAUUGAUUUCACUUGAUUUAAGUGACAAUCGUAUUAGUGAAAACAUAGCAAUGAAAUUUACGAAAAUUCUUAAUGAAUCACAUCCAAGUCUUACUCAAAUUAUUCUUAACAAUAAUAAGACUGUUGAUGAAAAUCUUCCAAUAGCUGAUCAACAUUCAAAAACAAUAAAUAUUGAAGAGACACCUGAAACUGAACCUAUUUUAAAUGAAAAUAAAGAUAUAANAACUUAUUGCUGA